This is a messenger RNA of Amoebophrya sp. A120, 612 nucleotides long. NCBI's taxonomy places the organism in Eukaryota, Dinophyceae, Syndiniales, Amoebophryaceae. The record is from the annotation of a GenBank genome assembly.
CGCAACAACUUGCGUAUUCUGAAGGACGCCGCAUGCGCAGCCCGAAAUCUGAUCGAGCGCCGUGCUGCUGAAACGAAGUGCAUGCCAGUGGCGUUGUUUCCAAAAUACGUCGGGGAGGCCGAAACGGCCGGACGGUACUUGAGCGACUAUUUCUACACGGAGGCGUUGCCAAAGCGUCCGCAGAUUCAUUGCACCAUCGGGGGCGAGAUAUUACAAUCAUUCGACUGCCUGCUCAUGGCACCAGAGGAUGAAGCGGCAAAAUCGCCGACACUGCUUGAAGCCUUUGUGCAGCUCGGUGUUCCAGUCGUCCGUCUGACGGAAGAAGUGAUCAAUCUGUACGAGAAGAAGGCAAAUUUUGGUGACGAUGGUGCAGCAGAAGAUGCAGCGCGGCCCAGUUUCAGUUCGUCCAUCACUAUCACAAAGUCCUCGAAAGAAAGCAGUGGUACAAGUAAAGCGCACGCAAGCACAGCGCGGGGAAGCGGACUAGUAUUGGCAAUAUCGAAAACAACCGGUAGUAAAUCCAGCGGAAAUCUUCAUUGUGGCAAUCUCCUUCCGCGACGUUUGACACGCGAGAGUUUGUAUGGCUGCCUGAUGAAGAAAUUUCGUCAGGCG